Chenopodium quinoa (quinoa) is the source of this 981-nucleotide messenger RNA. RefSeq lists its product as uncharacterized. The record is from RefSeq and is a predicted model, not a curated record. NCBI's taxonomy places the organism in Eukaryota, Viridiplantae, Streptophyta, Magnoliopsida, Caryophyllales, Amaranthaceae. Bases 424 to 729 code for a protein of 101 amino acids. The transcript has 4 exons.
GCUGCAAAUGUCAAUUGGGAGACUAAGGUUUAUUGAACCCCCAAAUUUUAUUUUAUUUUUUUUCUUUGAUCUGCACUUUGUUCACUACUUUAAUCGCAGUUGCUAUCAUCGAGGCUUGUUACCAGCAAGGGUGAAGCCAGCGGGGGACAUUACUGAACUCUGAAAAUGAAGAAAAGAAAACUGAACUCUGAAAAGUGAAACCUAACUUUCCUCUCACCUCGAUGUUCGAAAAUCCUCUGCCAGUCCGCCGCUCUCGCUCGUCGGCUCCACUCCCGGCACUCCGUCUCUCCGUCCGUCGAUUCGCCGCCGUCGCUGCUUCGUGAUUCACUGCUUCGUCCGUUCGUCGGCUCGUCGCUGGACUCGCUGCUCUCCAUUCGACUUCGCUCACUUCGCUAAAUUGCUAGACCCAAUUCACGUGACAAUAUGACCAGCUAUCUAUGGAAGAAGUAUGCAGAUUAUGUGUACACCAAAUGGGAAAGAACAAUUUUGUGGGAUAUGAUUGAACCUUACAGACGGCCUAAAUCAUUUACGCCUCUUGUCACUCUUUAUGUUGCUGCUUUCUACACUGGAGUUAUUGGAGCAGCAAUCACGGAGCAACUCUAUAAAGAAAAAUAUUGGGAAGACCAUCCAGGAGAGACAGUACCUCUGAUGAAACCUAUGUUUUAUGGUGGUCCAUGGAAGGUAUACAGAGGGGAGGUUCCAGUCUACCCCAGUGACAAACCCAAGUAAAAUGAGAACGAAAGUUGAGAUAUCAUAACUCUAUAUUCUUGGAGCAAGAUUACAUGCCUGAGCUUAACUUUUACCUUCUCAACCCUCCUCAGUUUUCUUUUAUCUUUGUGUUUUACAAAGUAGCCUUAGAUGGGUGACAGCAUCUUCGAGGUAUCUAUAUUGUUGUACAUAAAAAGGUACGAAGUACCAUAUCUACAAUGUGUGAUCACUCUUUUUGGAAUGAAUUUCAUAUAUUUGAUGUGCAUCAAAUAA